AUGGGGCUUUUAACAAUAAUACGAAAACAGAGGCUUAAAGAUCGAGAAAUGAGAAUUCUCAUGUUGGGACUCGACAACGCAGGUAAAACAACAAUAGUUAAAGCUCUUUUAGGAGAAGAUGUAAAAACCAUUAGUCCCACUUUAGGCUUUAAUAUUCGAACAUUAGAGCAUGGGAAAUAUAAAGUAAACAUUUGGGACGCUGGAGGACAGCGUACUCUUAGACCGUUUUGGAAAAAUUACUAUGAAGAUACAGACGGUUUAAUAUGGGUUGUUGAUGCUACAGCAUUAGAUAGACUAGAAGACUGUCGAGUUGAACUUCAAAAAGUCUUGACUGAGGAUCGACUAGCAGGUGCUUGCUUGUUGAUAAUGGUAAAUAAACUUGACGCAAUAGGUGAUGAAAUUUUAAAGAAAAAAGUGGUUCAACAAGUUGAAAAGGUCUUAAUGCUAGGUAAAGUUGACUCUACUCAUUCUUGGAAAGUUAUUGGUUGUAGCGCUUACGAUGGAACCAAUCUUCAAGAAGGGUUGGAUUGGGUUGUUGAUGAAAUUAAAAGUCGACUAUUUCUUUUGGAUGAUUGA
Molecule: messenger RNA, 576 nt
Organism: Magnusiomyces paraingens
Lineage: Eukaryota; Fungi; Ascomycota; Dipodascomycetes; Dipodascales; Dipodascaceae
Exons: 3
Coding region: 1-576 (191 amino acids)
Biological process (GO): protein folding
Cellular component (GO): cytoplasm; microtubule cytoskeleton
Molecular function (GO): GTP binding; GTPase activity
Source: RefSeq, a predicted model, not a curated record